AUGCCCAUCCUCGACAUCAACAAGGACCUUGCUGCCCUUUUCGAGCAGCAGGCAAAAGCCACCCCAAAUGCCGUGGCUCUCGAGGACGAGAACCGCACUCUCACCUAUGCUGAGUUAGAUGAAGAGACACAGACCCUUGCUGACCGCCUGCGUCGUCAGUAUGGAGUUGGCCGUGACCACCUUGUUGGUGUUCUCAUGAACCGGAGCGCCGACUACGUCGUUGCUUCGUUGGCUGCUCUCCGCGCAGGCGGAGCCUUCUUGGUGCUUGAGCUUGCAUACCCCUCUGGGCUUCUGCGCGACGUCAUCCAGGAUGCAAAGCCCACUGUAGUCAUCACCCAAAAAGCACACGUCGACCACAUCAAGGCCGAUGUGCCCAUCAUCGUUUAUGAUGAGCCCACCAAGUCAACAGUCAAUGGACAUGCUGACUCGGAACUCCCUCCGUUGCCCGCCAGCGAUGACCUUGAGCGCCUCGCUUUUGUAUCAUACUCGUCUGGCACGACAGGCCAGCCAAAGGGCAUCGCCAACCCUCACAGAGCAGCAGUGCUCUCAUAUGACCUCAGAUUUGGUCUCAGCGACCUUCAACCAGGCGACCGAGUGGCCUGCAAUGUAUUCUUUGUCUGGGAGAUGCUUCGGCCCCUUUUGCGUGGCGCCACUGUUUUCGCCAUUCCAGAUUGUGCCAGCUACGACCCAACGGCUCUUGUAAGCCUGCUUGAAUCUCGACGCAUCACAGACACUCUGAUGACACCUACAUUGUUGGCAACUGUCUUGUCACGUCACCCACACUUGGGCAACCGACUGACCGAGUUGCGGUCUCUCUGGCUCAAUGGCGAAGUUGUCACCACUGAUCUCUGCCGCAGGGCUAUGAAGGCACUGCCCAACACUAGACUGCUCAAUGUGUACAGUGCCAGUGAGACUCACGAAAUUGCUGCUGGCGAUAUCGGUACCUUCAUUGACUUUGAGGCCCGCGUCUGUCCUGUGGGGCCCCCAAUGGACCCGGAGCAUAUUUACAUCAUGGAUGAAGAUGGCAACAGAGUCGGUAACAACGUUAGUGGUGAGCUUUACGUUGGUGGCGAUCUCCUUGCGCGCGGAUACCUUAACUUGCCCGAGACAACGGCCAAGGCCUUCCACCCGGAUCCCUUCGACAAAAAAGAAGGAGCCCGCAUGUACCGGACAGGGGAUCUCGCACGUGUGCUUCCCAAUGGAUUGUUGGAGAUUACUGGCAGAGCGGGUGGUAUGAUCAAGACCCGCGGUUACACUGUCCAACCUGGUGCGGUUGAGAACGCCGUUGUUAAGCACUUGGCCGUGCGCGAUUGUGCAGUCACAUCUCACGGGGACGGUCUUGAGAGACAGCUGGUAGCCUAUGUUGUGCGCGACAACGAAGACAAGAGGGACCGGGCCGACAUUGUUAUCGAUGAGUCUGGAUACAGCCCUGCGGCUAGGCGUGUCCUUUCGGAGCAUUUGGCCCUUUACAUGAUCCCAACGUUCUGGGUUGAACUGGAGGAACUCCCUACGCAUGGAGUUUCUGGUAAGGUCGACCUCAAAGCUCUGCCCCCUCCCCCUACUCCCAAGGCUGCGAUCAACGGCGAGAAGGAGCAGAACACCAAGGUCAAGCUUGAGACUGUCAAGAAGCUUUGGGCAGCUUCCCUCAACAUGCCCGUCAGUGCUAUCACAGAGGAGCAUGACUUCUUUGAUAUCGGCGGCCACUCUCUAGUCCUCGCGGAUCUCGCAAACCGAUUCACGAAAGAGUUUGGAUUUCCGGUUCCGCUAGCCCCGCUUGCUGGCUCUCCGACUCUGGAAGGUCACCUGAAGGCCAUUCGGGAUGCUCGCGAUGGACACACUGCUGCGGUUCAAGCCGACCUUCCUGCCGUUCUUCGGGCAGAUUGCAUUCUCCCUGAAGAUAUCAAGUCCAACGGCACUCCUAUGCGCAAACUGAACGAUGCUGACACUGUACUCCUCACUGGUGCAACUGGUUACCUCGGAGCUUUCCUCCUCAAGCAGCUUGUUGAGACCACCGCAGCACAUAUCAUCUGCCUCGUCCGCUUCACAGACCCGACGGAAGAAUCUGCACCCGCAGGCAUGGCGAGAAUCCGAAAGAAUCUUAUUGAUCUCGGUAUCUGGGACGACUCUAUGCUUGAUAGAAUGGAGAUCCUGCCUGGAAACCUGUCCCGAGAGCAUCUUGGUCUUUCCCCUGAGACCUAUGACGAGGUUGUGUCUCGGAUUGAAGUCAUUAUCCACGCCGCUGCAACUGUCAACCUGGUGUACCCCUACGCGGCGCUGAGAAGCCCCAACGUUGGAGGCACUAGAGAGAUUCUGCGCAUGGCGUCAAAGAGCGGCGCCACGCUUCACCACGUGUCUACCAACGGUGUUCUGACCCCGUCUGUGGCAGGAUGGACAGAAGAUGCCAUGGUUGACAUUGAUGACGUCCCUGAAAAGCUGAUUGACGGAUAUGGACAAACGAAGUGGGUGGCCGAGAAACUCGUUUACGAGGCCGCUCGACGUGGUAUGCCGUGCAAGGUCUACCGUCCGGGUACUAUCAGUGGUCACAGCAAGACUGGUUCAACCAACGCCUGGGAUCUUCUCAACGCCUUGAUUGUGGAGUCUCUGCAGCUUAAGACGGCGCCGGCUAUUGACAACUGGUUCGCAGAGAUGACGCCCGUUGACUUUGUGAGCGCGGCUAUUACGACGCUGGCGAACCAUCACGACCCGAACCAGCUGGUGUACCACCUUGGCGACCCCAACCCGAUUUCCGCCAGCUAUAUCUUUGACAGUUUGACCGAGCUUGGAUACUCGACGACCAAGAUCCCUUGGGAUGAUUGGGUUGAGCUCUGGACGAAGAAGAGAGGAUUCGGCACGGCUGGUGACGUGCCCUUCACUGUUGACAUUCUCCGUGGCGGUAUGCCUACCGCAGAGACGCUGCAGGCCGUCACUGUCCUAAAGGACGAUGCCACAGCACCCGUUCUUGCAAAGUACAGGCUGGAUCGCCCCAAGAUUGAUACACACUUGCUCGAGACAUACACGCGCCACUUCUACGCCAGAGGCUGGCUUUCGCGACCGCCGCGUCGGGCCAACGUCAAUGGCGCAACGUCCCGCGUCAACAAGGGCCGCCUGGCCGGUAAAGUUGCUGUUGUCACUGGUGCCUCAUCGGGUAUUGGAGCAGCUGUUGCUGCUGGUCUCGCUAAGGAAGGUGCCCAUGUUGCCCUCGCAGCCAGACGUACGGAGGCUUUGGAGGGCGUCAAGGCCAAGCUCGCAGGCACAGGAGGCAAAGUCCUCAUUCACAAAACCGAUGUCACUAAGAAGGAGGACGUUGAGUCACUCAUGCAAACAGCUACUGAGAAGCUUGGACCGGUCGACAUUCUUGUCAGCUGUGCUGGUGUCAUGUAUUUCACCAUGAUGGCCAACAACCAUACUGAGGAGUGGGAGCGUACGGUCGAUGUCAACUGCAAGGGUCUCUUGCAUUGUCUUUCCUCUACUGUUCCCGGCAUGCUCGGCCGUGGAAAGGGCCACAUCGUAGCUAUCUCAUCCGAUGCCGGUCGCAAGGUUUUCCCCGGCUUGGGCGUGUACUCUGCCAGUAAGUUCUUCGUCGAGGCGACAUUGCAGAGCUUGCGCUUGGAGACGGCAGGAACUGGUCUUCGCGUCACGGCAAUCCAACCUGGCAAUGUUGCCACCGAUCUUCUGAGCAUGUCCACAGACGCCGAGGCCCUUAAGAAGUAUGGCGAGCCUUCGGGAGCCAAGGUUCUGGACGCCGAGGAUGUUGCUUCCUCGAUUGUGUACGCCGUCUGCCAACCGGAGCAUGUGGCUGUCAACGAGGUUCUUAUUGAACCACGGGACGAGCCCAUUUAA
Colletotrichum truncatum is the source of this 3840-nucleotide messenger RNA. Its product is annotated as nonribosomal peptide synthetase 10. Lineage: Eukaryota; Fungi; Ascomycota; Sordariomycetes; Glomerellales; Glomerellaceae. The record is from RefSeq and is a predicted model, not a curated record.